UUAGGUUGCACGGCGUGGCAGCAGCUUGAUGUUGUAAUGGAGCAUAUCAGCUGAUCCCCUGGGACUGACAGGCUGGGAGCAGCUGAGCCUGGCUUCUCAGGGAUGUACAGCAAGGAACAGGCCUGCUGCAGUCUGUCGUCCGGCUAGCACAUUGACACCAGCCUCCUGUUAUUUCUGAUUCCUGUUAUUUCUGGCGGACAAAACCGAUGACGAGGAUUCACUAUAAAUAGAGAAAAUAAUAAGUCAGUGAGGUGCGUGAUGUGCUGGCUCGAAGCCUCGCUAAUAUGAUACCUCAGAGAGCGUGGCUCAGCAUCUGUUGGACUGAGCUGCGAGAAGAGUCAGAGUGCCGGAACAUUCCACACGGAUGUCACUGCUAACGUUCGGUGUGAACCUCAACGCAUCGAAAAUGGCCGCCUCCUUCCUCAGCGUGGGGCCCGGGGUGGGGCUAGGCAACGCCACAGAGACAAUGGGGUUCCAGACCAUAACCACAGUAACGAAUGGCACUAACGUGACUGCCACCCCGGUCCCUGACGCGGAAGGGGGCAAGUCCAGGAUGGGAUUGAUGCUGGUGCCAUUUGGUAUUGUCACUCUAAUAGCAUUAGCCAUUGCCAUGGUUCUCUACAUCAGGAAGAGGAAGAGGCUAGAGAAGCUACGGCACCAGCUGAUGCCCAUGUAUAACUUUGACCCUGGAGAGGAGCAGGAUGAGCUGGAGCAGGAGUUACUGGAUCACGGCCGAGAGACGGCCUCACAGGGAUCUCAGAGCAAGAUUCUGAUGCCGAAUCAAGGAUCGUUGCAGAGACCGAGCCGACUGGUGUUCUCGGACGUGGCAAACGCCAUCAAUGCUUAACCUCCAACAACGUGCGUCAGCCGGGAAAGAGGCAGAAGUCUAUUUACGUCCAUGUGGAGUUCUUCAGCCCGUGUGUGCUGCGUACGACAACAACAACAACUUAUAUUUAUAUAGCGGCCCUCACACGGGAUAGCGUCCCAGAGCGCUUAAAGUGCUUAGGGUUAUCCUUGCUCCCCUUUAAUUACUCGCUCCCCAAGCCCCCUCUACCCUCCAUCCAUCAUCAGCUCCAACGCUGGUCUGUCCGUCUGAUUC
This is a messenger RNA of Callorhinchus milii (elephant shark), 1099 nucleotides long. RefSeq lists its product as uncharacterized. Bases 365 to 847 code for a protein of 160 amino acids. Lineage: Eukaryota; Metazoa; Chordata; Chondrichthyes; Chimaeriformes; Callorhinchidae. The record is from RefSeq and is a predicted model, not a curated record. The transcript has 6 exons.